AUGGCUCAAUCCGUCCCACCAGGAGACAUCCAAACCCAACCCAACGCCAAGAUUGUGUUCAACGCACCAUACGAUGACAAGCACACCUACCACAUCAAGGUGAUCAACUCAUCGGCUCGUCGUAUUGGAUACGGUAUCAAGACAACCAACAUGAAACGUCUUGGAGUCGAUCCACCAUGCGGAGUCCUCGACCCAAAGGAGGCUGUUCUUUUGGCUGUCUCCUGCGACGCUUUCGCCUAUGGACAAGAGGACACCAACAACGAUCGUAUCACUGUCGAAUGGACCAACACUCCAGAUGGUGCCGCCAAGCAGUUCCGUCGUGAAUGGUUCCAAGGAGACGGUAUGGUCCGUCGCAGAACCUUCCAAUCGAGUACAACCCAUAGAAAGUCUUCUUGUGUAUUGUCAAUAAAUCCGUCCCAUUUUAUAUUGCUUUUUCUAUUGUUAUUUUUUAUCACGCCAACAUGA
Caenorhabditis briggsae is the source of this 465-nucleotide messenger RNA. The record is from RefSeq and is a predicted model, not a curated record. Lineage: Eukaryota; Metazoa; Nematoda; Chromadorea; Rhabditida; Rhabditidae. The coding region runs from base 1 to 465 and encodes 154 amino acids. The transcript is spliced from 2 exons.